UCCAGCAUCUCUGUUUGACAAUACUGGAGGAAAACAGUAAAAGUAAAGCGAGGUAAAGGAUGUGGUGAUUGUGAGAUACAUGCUAACUGUAUGUAUGACAGUGCGUGUGUAACCAACGUUUUCAAUUUGACGAUGGUAUCGUGUCGAGAAUCAUCGAUCUUGGAAAUGCGUUAAACGCGUAUUUGACACGCGCUCGCGCAUUUUGCCGAAAGAAACGAAAGGGAAGAUUUUUAUACAACGAUGUCGAUGCAAGACGACUGCGAAAUGUUGACGCGGGCAAAUCAGGACAGUCUCUGCCGCGUCUGUCUGACUAUGAAUCAGUACAACCAGUGCAUCUUUCGCAAAAAUUGGAACGAUCUGAACAGCACGGAUGCAUCCGAACUCCUCUCGAAGAAACUACAGUUGUGCGGUGGAGUGGAGGUUCAGGAAGACGAUGGCUUGCCUUCUAGCAUCUGUACCAAGUGUGAAAAAAAAAUUAAUGUCGCCUAUGAAUUAAGAGAACAAUGCCAGAAAGCAGACAAGGAGCUUAGAAAGCUCUAUGGAAUAUCAGUGAGCACAAGUGUUACUAACAACUUUGUUUCUACAAAAGAUCAAUAUUCUCAAACCGAGCAAUCUUUCAUUCUGGAUACAAUCAAGUUAGAGAACAAAAAUAAGGAAUUGAAUAUAAAUAAUAGAAUUAAUACAGAGGAGAAUAUCUUUAUGACAGAAUCAAAAAAUGAUAUGAAACAUGAACAACCAGAUACUUUUAAUCAAACAGAGAAUAUUCUAGUAGAUAAUGUAUCAGAUUUAGAUUCCAUUAAUAAAUGUAAACAAUAUGAUAAAAUAGUUAUAAAGGAAGUUCAUAGACCGAGAAGAUUAACUAUGUUCAAAAGAGUUACAUCUAUAGAGAAUUUGAAGAAUCAUAAAGAAAGACAGAGGAGAUAUAUUAAGAAGAGCACAAAUGUUAAACGAGAUAUCAACAAUAGUGAGUAUCAAUCAAAAAUGAAAAAUAUUGAUAGUAGAAUAGAUACAAUGUCAGAACUUGAAUUGCGAUAUAAAUGUCCAAAAUGUGAUAGAUUUUAUUCCAAUAAAAGGUCUUUAAAUAGACAUACGUCAACUCAUGAUGAUAAAGAGUUCAAAUGUGAUAACUGUGAUAAACAAUUUCUUUGUUUGGAUAAAUUGCAUAAACAUUUUAAUCUACAUAAGAUGAAAGAGAAGCCAGAACCAGUAUUUUGCAGAAUCUGUAAUAAAAGUUUCAGAAAAACCGAUACUAUGGUUAGACAUUUGAAUGCUCAUAAAAGAGCAAAUCCUAGAGAAGUUUUCUCUAUAUUAAAAGAGAUACGAGACAAAAGAAAAUUAGAAAAUAAUCUAGAGUUCUCUGAAAUACCACUUCAUGUCAUGGUGAAUAAGGAUGAAGCGUAUGAUGAAAAGUCACAAAAUGAAAAGGAUCGCACAACGAGAGAACUAAGAAAACGUAAUGUAAAAAUUGAGCAGAGAGACUCAUUAAAUAGCGAUUCAAGUAAUGACAAAUUUAAAUCUGUUGAUGAUACAUUACUCUUUGACUGCGAAUAUUGCAGCAAGAGUUUUACUAAUGAAAAAGGACUUCAACGUCAUCAAUCAGUACAUAAAAAAUUUGUUUGUAGUGUUUGCAACAUGAAAUUUUUCCGACAGGACAGGCUUAAGAGUCACAUGGAUCGAUAUAAUCAUGACGAGACCAAAACAUCUUCGGAGCCGCAGAAACCACCUGACGAUAAAUCUGCCAUUAAGCUGAUAAACAGUUGGAUCAGGGAAGAAUUAGAUUCUGAUAACGAGGGUAAGGGCUUUCCCUGUAAGAUCUGUGGAAAAUCGUAUGAUACAAAGAAGUCUUUACUAAAGCAUCAAAUGAAGACACAUGGCGCACAAGACGAGUAUUGCGCAAAUUGUGGUGCAAGCAGCGUGUGUAUUUGCGCGGAUAAAUACAAAGAUCGAGAAAAAAGUAACGAAAAGUCGAAGUUGUAUACAUGCGAGGAGUGUAACAAAUCCUUCGAGAAGGAGAUUAAGUUACAGAGACACCUGCGAAUUCACGAGCGCGCCAAGGAGCAGCAGGAUGCGAAUUUUAAACGUUUCCUCUGUCACAUAUGCAGCAAAACAUUCCGACAAAACACCGGUCUCAUGUUUCACAUGAGAACGCACACGGGUUACAAGCCUCACGUGUGUAAGUACUGCGGCCGUGGUUUCACUUCCAACUCGAAUUGCAUCAAUCAUGAGAGGACUCACACGGGCGAUCGGCCAUUCGUCUGUCAGUAUUGCAGUGCGGCGUUUGCCAAGUCAUGCACCCUCAAGGCCCAUAUUACCACGCACACCGGCGAGGCGAAUUAUCAUUGUAAGACCUGCGGUAAAUCAUUCCGCCGAUUGAAGUAUCUAAAGGAGCAUAGAUUCACGCACACGGGCGAGAAACCGUACGCGUGCAAGAUCUGUGGCACGGCUUACAGUCAUUCCGGCAGCUUGUUUGUGCACGAGAAGAAAUGCAAGGCACAGUAUAACAAUUAUCAGUCGGGAACUGUGCAAAACGCGCAGCAACAGACCACUUAUUGCAGUCAGUCGCCUCAGACGAACAUUUCUAGUGGCAUUUCUUCUGUAACGUCUUCUUCCUCGGUUAUCACGCCUAUUAUCACAACAUUGCCUCAAGCUCAUCUCAACGUCAUCAACAGCACUCUGAAUGUACAGACCAACAAGGAUUAUAUGGAUGAUAUUCAACGAAUAAACGCGCAUGCAACGGGUACAGCGACUACGGUUGUUUCAUCGGGUCUUCAACUGAAUACUGACAUUUCUGAAAUGAAUUCCACUGUUAGGAACUUUGCCAUUAUCGGACAAAUGUUUCAUACAUAAUGGAAAGCAAAAAACGCAAAUUAAAACUCUACUGUGAUAAAUAUCUUUUUUUUUAGAUAUGAAAUUUGGAAGGUAUUAUAACUCAUACAACUCUUUAAAA
This is a messenger RNA of Camponotus floridanus (Florida carpenter ant), 2947 nucleotides long. RefSeq names its product zinc finger protein 568-like. The coding region runs from base 241 to 2847 and encodes 868 amino acids. Gene Ontology annotation, cellular component: nucleus. The record is from RefSeq and is a predicted model, not a curated record. The transcript has 3 exons. Gene Ontology annotation, biological process: regulation of transcription by RNA polymerase II. NCBI's taxonomy places the organism in Eukaryota, Metazoa, Arthropoda, Insecta, Hymenoptera, Formicidae. Gene Ontology annotation, molecular function: DNA-binding transcription activator activity, RNA polymerase II-specific; RNA polymerase II cis-regulatory region sequence-specific DNA binding; zinc ion binding.